Molecule: messenger RNA, 1854 nt
Organism: Thecamonas trahens ATCC 50062
Lineage: Eukaryota; Apusomonadida; Apusomonadidae
Exons: 1
Coding region: 1-1854 (617 amino acids)
Source: RefSeq, a predicted model, not a curated record
AUGCUGCGGGCUGCUCCCACACUGCAGGCGCCCGCGCUGCUGCUGCUGCGGCGGGCUGCUGGGUCGGCUCCGGCCGUCCGCCCGCCGCCGUCGUCGGCAGCGGCGCAGGUCGAGGCCACCUCGGCCGUCAUCUCGGCCGUCCACGCCCUGCUCGAAACGCUGCCCGAGUCGGCAGCUGCCACACGCCACGCCCACAUUCUGCAGGCGGCGCAGGGCUCGCUGCCCAAGCCGGCCGAGCCGGUCAUUCCCACCGCGCUCGUCGUCGGCGACCGCAACGUGGGCAAGACAGCGCUCGUUGCUGCGCUCACCUCGGCCCGCACUGCGAGCUCGACCCGGACGGCCAAGACCGCCGAGGCCGCGGCCGAGGCUGCUGCUCUACUCUCGUCGACGUCGGCGCUAGCGCUGACGCCGGCCAGCGAGGCCCAUUCGGACUCGCCGGCCGCCCAGCUGGGAUUCAACGUGCUCGACACGCCGCCGCUCGGCGAGUGGCCAGCGCUACUCGGCGACGAGGCUGCGGCUCAGCUGCUGCCGCUCGCCGAAAUUGUGCUGCUCGUCACCGAUCCGGCACGUCAGGGCAAGUCAUCGACAGAGUCUGCCACGCUUCGCACCCUGGACUCGUCUCGCCUUGCUGUUGCGCUCAACAAAGCCGACAUGGUCGAGGGCGAGCAGACCCGCGCCCGCCUCCGCGAGUUGGUGGCGGGCGCAACGGGCGCCGACCUUGCAUCGGUGGUCCUCACCGUCGCCACUUCGCCGCACGUCGAUGAUUCCGGCCUGCCGGCGCUCACCGCGGUCCUGGAGCGGCUCGCGGCGCCUGACGCGCUGAUGGACAAGGUUGUCACAGUGCGGCUCGACGCUGUCGCCGCCGCGCUUGACACCGUCUCAGACGGCCUGGCCCUCGAGCGCAGGGUCCUUGCCCGCAAGGAAGACGAGAUCCUCCGGCUGACCCACUACGUCGAGGACGAGGCCGCCGACCUCGUCGACACGUUUUCGUCGCAGACCCUCCCGCUGGUCACCGACCACUUUGACAGCUUGGUGGAGAAGGAGAAGGCCUUUUUCCAGUCGCGGACAGUGCUCGACCUGCUCCGCCUCUCCGACGCUCAGCUCCGGCUUGAGCUUGCCGAGGAGCGGCUGUUCACCUCGGCCUGGCUCGCACCCAUCGAGACCUCGCUCGCCUCGUCGAUGGCUGCUACCCUCGAAACAGCCCGCCACGAACGGGUGUACAUGCUGGAGUCGCUGACCCAGUUUGCGGCGGACCCGGCGAUGCGCGACUUUCCGCUCACCCGCAAGCUCCGCGAGGCGCUUGCUGCCGCCCACGCCAACCACAGCCCGGCCACCUUUGAUAAGGACGCGCUCGUGGCGAAGCUCUCGGCCAUGGCCUCGGCUUAUGAUCGCGCCGAGUUUGAGGACGAUGCCGCCGCGUCGAUGCGCUCCGCCUCGCGCAUCAACUACAUGGCGCAGCUCGGCUCGGCGUCGCUCCUCACUGGAGCUUGGGGCUACACCCAGCUCGCCGCUGCUGGCGUCGAUAUGAGUGUGCUCUCCUCGCUCGUCGCCGCUGCCGGCGCCUCGUCGUUUGGAGGCCUGUGGUGGCUGCAGUCGACGUGGAUGGGCCUCGAGGCCCGCCUCGCCACCGCGCUCCGCACCCUCCGCGCCGACCUCAUCUCGUCGCUGCCCGACGUUUACUCCUCGGUCGUCCGCCGCGCUCUCAAGCCGGCCAAGAAGACCCUUGCCAAGUGCUACUCGGCUGCCACCGAGGUCGGAACCGAGCUGGCCUCGCUCGAGGCCGCCCGCGACGACGCCGCCGCCCGCGUUGACCAGAUCCGCACCAGCCUCCGCAACUCAUCCGGCCCCAACUAA